AUGCGGACAAGGAAGGAGAUCAAGGACCUCCUGGAGCGAUACGACAACAGAUGGCGUCAACAGCGGGGUGAACCGCACCUAUGGAGGAUCAACGACGAGUUCGAGGGCGCCGUCCAACACGACCCCGAGGAGAACAUGGUCCGACACGAGGCCGCGAAGGUGGAGGAUCCUGAUGAGGACAAGAUCAAACGUGGAGCCGAGGGAAUUUCUUUCGAAGAUGGUUCGAAGAUCGCAUCGGAAGUGCGAUCUUCACUGCGGCGCCUCCACCAGAACUUGGGGCAUCCCUCCAACACUGACCUGGCAAGACAUCUCCGUCUGGCCGGCGCUGAUCCUACAGUUGUAGAGGCUACGAAGAAAUUGCGUUGCCAGGUCUGUUCCAGGCACCGACGUGCCGCCUCAGCAAAGCCGGCGAGUUUGCCUAACAUCCUCGACUUCAACCAGCUCGUCGCGGUGGACGCCUUCUACGUCUACGACGUCAAUGGAGAGAAGGUCGAACUGAUGAUAGUGAUCGAUGUCGGAACUGGCUUUAUCGCUGCCGGACAUCUUCAGGGACGCUCGACGAGCACCAUGGAAGCCUCCUUCUGCUCGGUCUGGAGCAACACGUUCGGUGCUCCGGGAACUAUGCUAGUGGACGUCGAGCCUGGCUUGCAAGCCGGACUUGGGAGGUACAGUGAAUGGCAUGGGACCAAGAUCCGACCGAUCGCUGGACAGGCCCACUGGCAGAAUGGUGCUGUGGAAAGGGCCAUCAAGACCUGGAAAGAGAUCUGGGUCAAUUUCGCAGAUACGCAUUCCGCGACUUACGAGGAAGCGGACAUGGUCGUGACCUCUGUGAACGCAGCCAUGAACACCCUACGGAGAGACGCUGGUUUCAGCCCUGCCCAGGCUGUUUGGGGCAGGGCCAGGGAGCUUUCAAUUCGCUCGGCGGCGAAAGAGGCCUACUUCAGAUGCCACAAUUUCUCGAAUCCGGAAGCGCUCCAGGUGGCAGGUCCCGAGUUGCAGGUGGGCUCCCCCGUCCUGCUUUACAGGAAAACCAACAGGAACAAGAAUUGGGCCUGGCAUGGCCCUGGAGUCGUGAUAGGAAACUCAUGGAUAUCGUUUGCGGGACGUUGCCACCUAGUUGCACCAGAGCACAUGAGAAUGGCGACUGGGGAAGAAUUGGGAGAAGCCUUUGCCUUGAAGGGGACGCACCGCCUUCUGGAGCAGGACUUCGCUGAUGAGGAGAUCUACGAACAAGAGGACGCGGAGAUGGAAGAGGACCCAGUUCUACCACUACUAGGUGACGACGAGGGCAGUCAUGGACAAGAGCGCGGUGAAGGGAGCAGGAGGAAGCAAGACGAGGUAGUCCAGCCACCCGCGGAGUGGAAACAAUGGACAGAGCACGUCGAGCGCGACGCGCUCGAACCCACCGUGACGGAAAGUCGGGAGAUCUCCAAAUCCAAGCCGGGCAGGCUAGGCUCGUGGUUGGCGGACAUCGCGACCCUGAUCUUACCGCUGGACUGGCGACCCGCGCGCCAACAGUAUCGAGGAAGCCCAUCUUCGGGCUGGUUGAUUCCCUGCCGCCUGGUGGCACAAGUUCCAGAAGGUCGUCAAGAAGCUAAGAGUGACGGCAACGAGUGGGUGGUCGUGCAGAGCACGCUCGACCACUGCAUCUUCAUGGCCCAAUGUAUCCGAGGACAAGACGACCAGGGAGAACCUCUACUGGAUCCACCUACCGCCUACCUUGGAGUACAUGUGGACGACUUCCUACUUGUCGGAGAAGGUGGCCUCUGUGAUUUGCUCAAGAAGGAACUGAGCGCACAGUUUCCGAUCCAGGACUGGGAGGCCGACAAGUUCGACUAUGUGGGCUCAUACAUUGAGGUCCUCUCCGACUGUGUUAAAGUCACCCAGGCGAGCUACGCGAGCACCAGGCUUUUCGAGGUGGAGACCCCGCAGGACAUCCCCGAUCACUUCGAGGCGACCGAGGCCCAGAAGCAUGACAACCAAUCAUUGAUUGAAGCCCUGUCACGGAUGGCGUGUCAAACUCGACCCGAUCUACUGGUGGUGGUCAGCAUCAGCCAGCAGAGGCAGAAAGCCCCUACUGUCGGGGACCUGAAAUUCACCAACCAGCUGGGGCGGAGGGCUUCCGAGCAUCGAGAACAAGGCCUGGUCUUCUACCCGGUGAACUUAGCCUCCGCCGUGCUUCUCUGCUACCACGACGCAGGAUGGGCCAACGCACGCAAUCCCAGGAAGGAUGCCAAAACGAAGAAAGCGAACUCCACGAUCGCAUCCCAAUUGGGAGGCGUCUACAUCCUUGCGGACAAGGACAUCCUACGUGGCGUGGCAGCAUCCUCGACUGGAAAAGUGGAGCUUGAGAACGAGUCUGCAGAUCUGCCGUCGCAGCGCCACGGAGACGGGCCCACCGGGGUGCGGGGCCUUGACUUCUAG
Symbiodinium sp. CCMP2592 is the source of this 2424-nucleotide messenger RNA. Lineage: Eukaryota; Dinophyceae; Suessiales; Symbiodiniaceae. The record is from the annotation of a GenBank genome assembly.